UACUUUCGGCCCGGAUUGUAACAAUGUAAACAAUGGCUCAAGUUAAAGAAACAAUUAACAUUUUAGUCAAUAUAUUACAGCUAAAUGGAUUUUCUAAAUGCAAACCAGAGUAUUUUAGGCUUGCCAAAUUCGACAACAAUGAGACGGUAGAGCAAUUUUGGAACAUGCUAUUUGAAAUGACCCUAUUUCUACAAUAUGGACAGUCAUCGACCUCCCCGUAUUAUACACACAGAGAGUGUAGUAAAGAUGUAAAAGUAAGAUUAACAAAAAGGUCCCUGCAGGAUAUGGGAUACCUGUCACCCCAAUUUUCUAGUCUUCCAGCUGAUAUGACCUACGGAAGUCGAGAACUGUUGUUGGCAUUUGCUUGGGUCUUGACUACACAAAGGGUCAUGGAUCACAUCGUGGAAGUUUCUUCGUCACCCCUGGAGAAAUGUUUCCCAUCAUCAACAGGGGCACAGAAAUCCAGAGACAGAAGAAUGCCGGAUCAUUUGUCUGUGUGCAAGAGGCUUCAGAGACAUCAGCUUCUGAAUGGCAAACUGCACUUGACACUCAAACACAUGUUUGCCCUGCAUAGAGAGAGCUGUAGGCUUCAACACAAGGUGCAUACAUGUACAGAGGGCGUGUCUGUUACCCCUGUCCUGCCCCACCUGAGACCAGGGGAAGUGUACCUGCUUCAACACCCCCAACAUCUUAAUACAAUGCUCGAAGCUUUUGAAAAAGAGAUCAAAAUGUUGAACUAUGUGAUAUUGUGGAAAGAACAUGAACAUAAUUUCUGGAAAUGGAUGGAGAGUGUGUUAGCGCUGAAGUUGCAAGAGCAGGCCCAGGCCAGUAGGGCCUCUCUAGUUCACUACAACAUCAGCCGUUCGGACCUUCCAAAUCUAGCUCAGACGAGGCGUCAGUUAGAGACUUGUAUCCUGCAGCUGGAACCAGUUAUCUCUCACCUGGAAGACCUCUGGUUUUGUAAGCAAAAAGAAAUGCACAUGUCAGACGCUGAAAGGCUGGCAUACACUGUGAACGUUGAGCUGAACGCUCGGCAACAGACGAUAGGCAUCUCGCCUGCAUCCAUCAACCACCAGCUGACAGGCCGUCCAGUAUUUGUACAUGCUAAACCAGAGCCUAAGCAGGUCAACAGGGUGUUUAUACCAGAGUUACAGAAAACUGAAAGUGUCGGAGAAUUUGUGAACAUUGAAACAGAAAUUGCUAAAUUUCAAUCAGAGAUUAAUGUGCUAGAACUUGUGAUAGAAUCAAAAGAAAGGUUUUAUAAACAGAAACUAGACUCUCUAGCAGCCAGAGUUCCUAAUUCUAUAUGCAUCCAACCAAGAUAAUUUUGAAAUAUAUUGUUAAAGUAU
Messenger RNA from Dreissena polymorpha, 1349 nucleotides. Its product is annotated as tubulin epsilon and delta complex protein 1-like. The record is from RefSeq and is a predicted model, not a curated record. Bases 33 to 1325 code for a protein of 430 amino acids. NCBI's taxonomy places the organism in Eukaryota, Metazoa, Mollusca, Bivalvia, Myida, Dreissenidae. The transcript is spliced from 8 exons.